AUGGCGGCUCCUGUAAGAACUAUACAACGAAAAGCUUUAGGAAGAGGUGCAGUUAUUGGAUCCUUAUACGAUGCUACAAAAGAUAUUUUUUGUAAAACUUCAAUAUUGAAGACUGAAUUACCACCUAAUUCUAUAAACCGAAUUUAUGUUCCUAACACUAGUAUAACAUAUGAAUGUGAAGAUUCAUACUUGGAUAAAUUUAAAAAUUUAGAAGUUGAAUCUCAACUAAGAAUAAGUGUUCUUCUAGGUUUAGUCGCAUUAGAUGGAUCUGGAAAGUAUUUAGAUGAUAUAAAAACAAGUUGUAGAUCUGUAAAAGGUACACUAGUAUACAAAAUGACUUCGGUUGAAGAAACUCUUGAUAUUUAUCAUGAAAACGUUAAACCAUGUAUUUCAAUGGAUGCUUUUAAUACUCCAGAAGCUACGCAUGUGGUAAUAGGCAUAAAGUGGGGGGCUGCUGUUGUGACAUCAUUUGAGCAUGAAGAUACAAAUAAGGAGAAAAGAUCUCAAGUAGGUGGAGAAUUGAAGGAUAAUCUUAAGAAAAUGUUGUCCUCAAUUUCUGCAGGUGCAGGUGUACAUGUAAACGUUGAAAAGGGUUCAUAUAAUACCAUUAACCGCUUCUCAAUAAAACUAUUAGGAGACAUUAUUCCCCAUAAGAUUCCUCAAUCUUUUGAAGAUGCUAGAGAACUUUUGUCAAAACUUCCAUCAUAUAUUAAAAAAUAUAAUAAUGGCAAAGGAGUUCCAAUAGAAUAUUCUCUAUAUCCGCUAUCAGAACUCUCUAAAAUAUUAUUGCAAAACUCUUAUAUCGAUCGUAUGAUAAUAGAUUUAAGCGAAGAAACUAUUCAAAGAGUAGAUAGGAUUUUUAUUGAUUUAUUCAAAUCUAAGCAAGAACUUAAUGAUUUAUAUAAUGAUGCAAAAUCUAUUGCCUCAUUCAUACCUGAUGAACUAUUUGAUGAAAUUAAUAAGCAUGUACAAGAAGUUAAUUUAGAAGAAACGCGAUUCAGACGUAAACUCUCAGAAUGUCUUAUAAAUAUACGCUCCGGCAAAGAUAAUCUCAAUGAACUUGAAAAUAAUAUUAAAGAAUUUCAACAAAGCAACUUAUCAGAAACCUCAAUCACAUCAUUUAUUAAGAAAUAUAAAUCAGAGCCGAGCAAAUUUUUUAUAGUUGAUCCUACAAUAUGCUCAGGGGCAGACAGACUUAAUCAUCCAGUCAUUCAUCAUUAUAUUAACGGACGUCUAAAUAGUAGUGACUAUUAUAAUGACAAAAAAAAGUUAUUCACGUCAAACAUUAUUAAAUUCAAUACUUUACCAAGCAUUAAGCCAAACAAUCAUCCUAAUAAGAAUGAGCGUCUAAGGGUACCUUGCCCACGUUCAUUAACCGAUGAUUGUUCAUGCUUAAAAUGUGAAUGGAUAUGUAUCAGAUGUGAACAAUAUAUUGAAUAUGGGUAUAAUAAACAUUUAUAUUGCGAGUGUGGGGAAAGUAAAAUCGAUUAUUGUAAAUUUAAAUGUAGCAGUUCACGUCACACCGGUGGUUAUAUCCUUUAUGACCAAAAUAAAUUGGUUGAUUUUUUACCAUCAGUUGCUCCUAGAGAAGAAAUAAACAUAUUAUUGCUUGGUGAAACUGGUACAGGAAAAUCCACGUUUAUAAAUGCAUUUGCAAAUUAUUUUAAGUUUAAUAGUUUAGAAGAUGCAAUUUCUGGUGAAUUAGAUAUAUUGAUUACAUCUAAAUUUACGAUAACAAACGAAGAUUAUGACAUGAAACUGAUAACGGUAGUUAGUGAAGAGGAAGACGAAAAUGAAGUAAUAGAUUGUGUAGGAAUGUCAUCUACUCAACAAUGUGGUAUCUACGUAUUCCAUGCGGAUGAAAACAAAGUUAUAAGAUUGAUCGAUACGCCUGGGAUAGGAGAUACUAGAGGGAUUGAAUAUGAUAAAAAAAAUUUUGAAAAUAUCUUAAAGAAUAUAAGUCAACACGACCAUCUGGAUGGGAUCUGCAUACUUCUUAAACCUAACGACUCACGACUGAAUAUAAUAUUUAGAUUUUGCAUACAUGAAUUAUUAUCACAUCUUCAUAAAAGUGCUAAGGACAAUAUUGUCUUCUGCUUUACUAAUACCAGAGGAACAUUCUUUUGCCCAGGAGAUACAUUACCAGUGCUAAAGAAACAACUCCAGGAACUUGAAAGAAAAUCGGGUAUUGAAAUGACAAUUUGCAAAAAUACAUCAUAUUGUUUUGAUAACGAUUCAUUUAGAUUUCUAGCAGCAAUUAAAAACGGUGUCUCAUACUCAGAUAAAACAAAGGAAAACUAUGCACUUAGUUGGGAAAAUUCUGUAAAAGAAUCAGUGAGACUUCUUCAAUACAUUAUAGAUCGUACACCCCAUAAAAUAAAUGAUACUAUAUCGCUCAAUAAUGCCAGGCAAACAGUGAUGAUGCUUUGCGAACCUCUUGCAGAAAUAGAUCGAAAUAUCCAAGAAAAUAUCGCUGAAGUUAAUAAACUAAAAAAAGAAAUACAAAAAGCUGACAUAACUGAUGAAGAGCUUAGGAGUAAGCUGUAUAUUCCACGCAUAGAGCUUAAGACGAUAUCAUUGGAACGACCUAGAGUUACAUGUACAAAUAUUAUUUGUCAAAAACAAAGCAUCGAUAUAUCAAUGGGCAACUGCCAUGUUAAAUGGAAAACAUUAAAUACAUUUAUGCUAAAGUAUAAUGGUUCUAUGAUGUUUGGGAAGUGUAAAUCCUGUGAUUGUCCUGCGAAAAGUCAUAAAACUAACUUUUAUAAGAGCAUUUCUAAAUAUUCAAAAAAAAUUGACGAAAAUAUUGAAAAUAAAAUUUCUGAAAAUAAAAUAAAUCAAAUUGACAAGCUAGAACAUAUAGAAAUGCUUCAAGAACAGAUCAAUCAGCUCAAAGAACAACAGAAUACAGUCAAUGAAAUUGCAAUCCAGUUUACACAAUUCCUAAUGCAAAAUGCAAUAGCUGCUUUCAAUGAUGCAUAUGUGGAAUAUCUUGAUUAUAUUAUACAUCUUGAAAGAGAAAAAUAUAAUACUUUUAAAGAUUACAAUCAUAAAAUCCUUGAAGGGCUAGAAGAAAUAAAAAUAAAAUAUGAUGAGAGGGUGAACAUUCUUAAAAAGAAGAUUGAAAAUAAUGAUCCCUCUUCAUGCACACUAUCUUCUGAAGACAUAUUUAAACUUGAACAACAAUUAUAUAGCUUACCAAGCAUCGGUCAAUAUUUACAAGCUAUUAAAAAAGAAGAGGAAAUAGCAUUCAGGUAUCGAGAAAGACAUUAUAAGCUUCAUAGAAACGUUCUGAAUGCCUUAACAAAGAUUUUUAAAAACUCAUAG
Molecule: messenger RNA, 3327 nt
Organism: Racocetra persica
Lineage: Eukaryota; Fungi; Glomeromycota; Glomeromycetes; Diversisporales; Gigasporaceae
Source: the annotation of a GenBank genome assembly